UACUUUCCAUGUGUAAUGUACCGCAAACUACGAUCUAUGCUUCCCAUUUUUGAGCACUUUAAGACACCUUUUUUAAGCAGAUGAACGUAAUUGACGAAUCUCCGAUGAAAACGAACGAGAGUGCGUCUACGCGAAGGGUCCACUGCGGCGAGCUUAUUAGGAGGGCGUAAAAGCCAAGUUGGCGAUUAGCAGAACCAAUGAAAUACUCUGUCAAAAAAGAAAGGAGACGUCUUUCUGUUCGAAGCUAAACAUAUGGUAAUUUUAAAGUUUUUGUUGUACUGUUUUCGAAUCAAUCGUUUUUGUAAUCGAACACGUGGCCGCCUUUUAUCUCAAAGAUCACAGAGAAGCUUGUUUGAAGAGGACUCGGUCUCGUAAACAGCACGUUCAAAACUGUGAUCCAACUGAACAGGUCAUAACACUGCUCUUGAAAAAAAAACAAACAGUGCAUUUCAAGAAGAACUCCGACGCUGGAAGUAACUACGACAUGAUUUUAAACUGGCUUUAACUAAGACAAACGUUGAUGAUCUUGGUGUGGAAAUCCAUCAAUGUUUCACACAAGCGUUUCGGGUGCAUUAUUUAAGAAACAUCGUAUCUCUAACAAUAACAAAAACCAGCGAAAAUCAAUUUCCGAUUAUCCCAGAACUUCUAUUGGGUCUACAAACGACCGGCGGGUGAAAGGGUCAUUUGCUUCUACCAACGACAGGCGUUUGACGAUCAACGUGAGUGGAAUUAAGUUCCAAACGUGGCAAAGUACACUGUUGCGCUUUCCUGACUCUCUGUUAGGAAGCAUCGAUACGAUGCAGCAAUUCUACGACGCGCGACGGAAGGAGUAUUUUCUUGAUCGAGACCCAUAUCUGUUCAAGUUUGUACUGAAUUACUACCGUUAUGGCAAGCUUCAUUGCUCGCAAGAAGACUGUCCCGCGGCUUUCGAGGAGGAAUUGCAAUUUUACGGGUUUUCAAUUUACGAUGUAAACAAUUGCUGCUGGGAUCAUUGCAGUCCAAAAGAGAAAGGUGUUCUCGUCGAAGGCGACAAUGACGAACUUAAGGGGGAAUAUUUAAAUUGCAACGGCAAUUUAUGCGACUUACAUUGCGAACCAAAACUCACUCUUAAGCAGAAGAUUUGGCGAACCAUAGGCCCCUCGAAGACGACUAAUACUGGAGUGAUAUUCCACAUAAUUUACGGGUUUUUCAUAUUUGUAAGUGUUUUAAUAGCUUCAUUGGAGACACUGCGUUGCGGGGAAACAUCGACGUGCGGAGAGGAACACCACCAAAUAUUCUUCACCAUUGAGUCAAUAUGUGUCAUCAUUUUCACAGCUGAGCUCUUGAUUAGGUUCUACGUUUGUCCGCAAAAGAAGAAAUUUAUGUUAGACGCAAUGAACGUAAUCGAUUUAUUAGCAAUAGUUCCUUACUAUUUAACUCUGGUAGUGGAAAGUUUUGGUGGGGAGACAAGUUUUCUGCAGAUACUUAAGGUGUUAAGAGUGAUUCGUAUUCUGAAACUCACCCGGAACUCUCGAAGACUUCGGUGCCUUUUGUUGACUUUACGGCGAUGUGCUGUCGACAUCGUCUUCCUCUACUGCAUCUGUUUCUUGGCGAUAAUCUUAUUUGGAACAGCGAUUUAUUAUUUAGAACUCGCGGAGGGGGAUCCGCAGUUUUCAAGUAUUCCAGAAUCAUUUUGGUACAUCUGUGUCACUCUCAUGACUGUGGGUUACGGGGACGUCGUGCCGUCAUCGAUUCUUGGUAAGAUAGUUGGUUCCAUUUGCUGUGUUUCUGGAGUAGUUUUACUUGCGUUGCCGAUUCCAAUCCUGCAAGAAAAACAAGUACCAUGCACGUUGGAAUCUGUGACAGCAAGAAGGAAGCGGAGGCCUGGUGAAAAGACAAAUGUGGAGUGCGCAACCUGUUUGGAGGAAAAGCGCUGUUCACUAAGGGAGAUCUUUAAAGGUGAAACGAAUGGUGAUAACUCGAACCUCAUGGGAAAUAACAUUGGACAUUAAAUCAUUAGGCAUGAUGUUUUCAAAUCCCUUUCAGUCUCAAUAAUGCUUUUUCUCAACGAAAAUUAGCCCAUUUCACGAUUCGAUCUUGUUGCACCAUUCAGUGACAUUCGCAUUGCGAGGUUCAGAGCCAAACGUUAGACCGCCAAGAAAUCAAUUUAAAGUGGACCAAUUAUUUCUUCAAAUUAUUUCGAUGCGUAACAACUUGAUUGAUAGAGUACUUCAGCAUGCAAUGAAGUAGCAUCGCCCUCUCAAUUAAUCAGACGAAAUACUUUUCUUUGCUGUGAUUGGGCGUUGCGAUUAGAACCACACCCAAUCGAAAAGUGCGUUAUUGUGAAAAACAAAAAACAAAAAAAAAAACCCACAGCCCCCAUCUUCUCUAGUCUAUAUAUCAAUUCAGAGGUAUUAUUAGUUAGAAUUUCUACUAUUUUUCAGAAAGAAAUUCUUUAAUUUCAUAUUAGAGAGAGCGAAAACAGCUAUAACGUGUACUCGAAACGUUAGCCAUACUAUAGGUAAGUUUUUAGCUAUAAUCGAUGUUUAUGAAUUCGAGAUAAUAUUUUGUUACAUAACCGCUGGUCAUAUUUGUCAAGGUCCAUCAUUGCGCUUCAGUUAUGUUUAGGUCGGUAGUGUUAAAGGGGAGAGUGGAAUAGUUGAAUAGAACCACAAUCUUUUAAUUUUCUUUCAACGGUAGAUUUAGUGAGUAAUUCUGUAUUAACGAGACAAAACGCAAAAAGGCUUCUUAAUCAGUGAAAUCGAGCAUCGGAUAUCAAAGGUUAUCGACUGAUGCGGGCCAAUGCAUAACCAAUAAUCGAUUAAUAUUGACUGGAAACGAUAUCUUACACCCUAUGAAAGCGGGCCGAGUAUUAAUUGACGCAAAAAGUACUUAACAUUAUUUCACAAAAGUUGCUGACUUCUUGGAUAAAAAGAACACAAAAUCAUUGAUCUGACAAGAAAAUCGUGAUAACGAAAAACAGUCAAUUGAUCUCGAUCAUGCCUACAAAGUUACAAAAAUAUCUCAGAUAGAUAAGUCAUCGAUUUUAGAGAUCAGCGAAUUAAUUGGAAUUGACUGAUAUCGACUUCAAUCGAUAUUGCAAAUAGGACAUCUCGUUAUAUUCUGCCAUUUUAAUCUGCUCCACUUCCCCAACUCAAAUUCACUCCACGUGCUAGUGCACAUACGCCGUUUGAUAAUACAUGGCAUUUAUGACCUUUUAGAUAAUACCAUAGUCUAUUAUAUUCUGUACCAUAAUUUUCCGCAGAAAAGGAAGCUAUUUCACACUGAUAAAUUCAGAAAAUUUUGUUCAAUUUUACAGCUCAGCAAUGUCAGCUUGUGAUGAACGCACAGACUUGAUGCAUUUUGCUAUUACAUGUUGUACUCAGAUAGCUAAUAACAAUAGUUAAGACUCUUGAGGCUGAAAACCAGAGAAUUACAUAUUAUCCAAAAAAAUUAUGAAUACUAAAGAAAUCAUUGCGCGCGCCGGAAAGCAAAAAUAAAAUUGUCAUCACAGUGGCAAAGCUUUUGCUCUCGUGUGCUAACUUUGUGUUCAAUACGUUGUGAUUAUCCACCAAUUAUAUGAUACCCUGUAUUGUAAACAAAUUUCAAUUGGUUCUGAUGCGAUCACUAGUGAUCUAUUUUAAGACGUCACCACUAAUAGCCUUUUGCUUUUUUAGAUAGAUUCCAUAUUGCCGUCCGUGGACAAACAAAAAAUCAAAUGAACAGAACAAUAGCUGAGCACGUGCACUUUAGAACUUUGUACAUUUAGUUUUGUACCUCAGCUUUGUACUUCGGCCAAACCUGUGUUGGACCCUCUCCUCAUUGUUUAAAGUUCCUUAGAAAUCACAUAGGACGUCGAAAUGUGGUAAAAACAUCAGUUUCCCUUUUCUGUUUUUACCACAUUUUGAAGUCAUCUGUGACCUGUUACUGACCAGACGCAGGGCAACAUGGGAUAUUUUUGUUCAAUAUACAACCAAGUUGAAAAGCUAGGCUAAAGCUAAGAGGAGAUUUGCGUCAACUACUUAAAGCAUUCGCCAAAUAAUCGGGUAACGUCAAAACCAGGGAACCCUUGAGAGAAGUAAUGGUCAUGACUUUGACCAACCAACUGGAAAGCUAGUUUAAGCUUUCUGAGGAAAACCAUACAGAAAAAAGACCUACAUAAAGCACCAGGGAAAAGAACCAGUUAGUGAAGAUGUCACACAGAAUUAUACAAAACCGCAGGU
Messenger RNA from Pocillopora verrucosa, 4202 nucleotides. NCBI's taxonomy places the organism in Eukaryota, Metazoa, Cnidaria, Anthozoa, Scleractinia, Pocilloporidae. The record is from RefSeq and is a predicted model, not a curated record.